AUGAGUUCCGCUGCUGAAACUACCCAACCUCCUGCCCAGAUGGCCCCUGGACAGGCUACCGACUUUGCCGACAAUGACUACAAGUCGAAGUCGCAACCCGGCCAGGUCCGAUUUUCGACGAUAACGGAGGAAAUUGAGCCUGGGGAUUCCUCGGCCCCUCCCCAAGUACCGCUGGCCGAUGACUCGUUGAAGGAUCAGAAGCAAGAGGAGGAACUGCGGUCCCUGGCUGCCAGCCUACAAAAAUCCCAAUUACAAGAGACGCGGUUGCGACAGUUCUCGUAUGAUCCGAUCUCUCUUCCAUCCUCCAGGGUUGCGUCGCGAGAAUCGAGCGAGCGCAGUGGUCGCGAAGCCAAUGGAUCAGGCCUGCCCUCUCCCCGAGACUCCCCGACAGUGUCCGCCAUGCAGUCACCCCCGCUUACACCAGCCGCGACUCACUCACGUGAAGCCAAGUCUACUGAUACCUCGUCAACCUCGAAUACUACGGACAAAGGCGCACCGGGGCACUCCGCUGCGAUGACCCCAACUACUUCCCCGCCGACCAGCGCGACCCUAAAGAACAAAGCCUCUCAAAGCGCUCCCUCUUCACGACCCUCUUCAACCGAUCAACUGUCCAAACAGAAUAAUGUCGCGCAAACAUCGUCCCAUCCGCUAAAUUCCCCGAAACAUAGGGCGCAGUUCUUCGUCGGCCCCACGGCUGAUGGCGGUGCACAGGACGAAAGCCCUCCGAUGACUCCUAGGGUUGAGAGCUAUACCCCUCCAGGCGCCAUUACACCCGUCGGCGAGCCCAACGAUCCGUAUGCCCGCAGCAAGCGGCCCCCGCAGCCAAAGAACCUCGCACAACUGGACCAACGAUUUAUAUUCAAUGGUAGAGAUGCGAAACGUCGCACAAACACUUCCUCAUCUUUCACCCGCCCCAUGUCUCCUCGGUCCGCCAGUGCAAGUGAUCUCAGGUCCACCGAAAAGCGCAGCGGCUUUUUCGGGAGCAAAAAGGAAGUUAGGCAGCAGGAACCGGAAAGCAAGCCCCACGGCCACAUGUCCGAGCUCAAGCGCUUCUUCAAACGGAACCACCAUAAACACAAGCGUGCUGAUUCGCCCUCAUCCAUACCGUUCAAAAAGUCUAGCCGGUCUUCAGGAAAGAACGGUCCUUUCCAUACAUCUGAUAGUGUUCCGUUUGCUGAUGACCAUGGGCUCAACUCAAAGUACGGGAAAUUGGGCAAGGUCUUGGGUUCAGGAGCAGGUGGAUCCGUUAGGUUGCUCAAGCGUAACAGCGACGGCGUGACCUUCGCUGUCAAGCAAUUUCGUGAUCGCCAUUCUUGGGAGAGUAUGAAGGAGUAUUCGAAGAAGGUCACUGCGGAAUUCUGCAUCGGCUCGACUCUUCAUCACGGCAAUAUUAUCGAGACACUGGAUAUCAUCCAAGAAGGCAGCCAUUGGUACGAGGUCAUGGAGUAUGCCCCGUUCGAUUUAUUCGCGAUUGUCAUGACGGGGAAGAUGGUGAAGGACGAGAUUGCCUGCGCCUUCAAGCAGAUACUCAGCGGAGUGGCCUACUUGCACGGAAUGGGCCUCGCCCACCGGGAUCUGAAAUUGGACAAUGUGGUCGUUAAUGAACAUGGCAUCAUGAAGCUUAUCGACUUUGGGAGUGCGGUAGUCUUUCGGUACCCCUUUGAGAAUGACAUUGUUCCUGCUUCUGGAAUUGUCGGCUCUGAUCCGUAUCUGGCUCCGGAGGUGUACGAUGAAAAGAAAUACGAUCCCCGCCCCACUGACGUCUGGUCUCUGGCCAUCAUCUUCUGUUGCAUGACCUUGCGCCGAUUCCCCUGGAAGCAACCCCGUGUCAGCGACAACUCUUACCGACUUUUUGUCUCCCCGCCCACCCCCGGCACACCGGUUCCUGAUACAGACCCCAAACGUCACCGCGUCGUUAAAUCGUCUCCUGAUCUCCAAUCGUCUGCCCACGAAGAAAAGGCCUCGCCGGUUGAAGUUAUCAAGGGUCCCUGGAGGCUUCUGCGACUCCUGCCACGCGAGAGCCGGUAUAUCGUCGGUCGCAUGUUGAAGGUGAGCGUCAAUGAACGAGCCACCCUCGAUGACGUUUUGACCGACGAAUGGGUUCGCAACAUCAAGGCAUGUCAGCAGGAGCUUUCGGGUGAGGUCAUCCGGGCCCCUGGUCAUACGCAUGUCCUGGAACCACCAUCGGCCAGUGUCCCAGUGCCCAGCAAGGCCAAGUGA
Aspergillus niger is the source of this 2220-nucleotide messenger RNA. RefSeq lists its product as uncharacterized. The coding region runs from base 1 to 2220 and encodes 739 amino acids. The transcript is spliced from 5 exons. The record is from RefSeq and is a predicted model, not a curated record. Gene Ontology annotation, biological process: intracellular signal transduction; protein phosphorylation. Gene Ontology annotation, molecular function: protein serine/threonine kinase activity; ATP binding. NCBI's taxonomy places the organism in Eukaryota, Fungi, Ascomycota, Eurotiomycetes, Eurotiales, Aspergillaceae.